GCUGCGCCUAAAACCCUAAAACACGGGACUGACUAGCACUCGUUUAUCGUUCCUUAUUUCUCAUUUCGAUCAUCUUCAGAAUUCGCAGGAAUCGUCUCUCGGAUCCUGAACAGAGAGGUCGACCCGUUUCAGAAUGGCGAAUGCAUUGGGCUCCCUCAUUUCCAUCGAUGGGUCGGUCUCAACCUCGUCCACCAAGACAAGGACACGGAUCUUCCGGCACGAUAUCCCGUCUAGUCUCGACGUUUCAGAUAUGUCCCCUGAGCUCUCGUCCCUGUUGGUAGAUAUAAUUUUUAAGACGUUGUUUAUAUAUGGUGAUCGUCAAUCAAGGAAAGCUGUUGAUGACGUGAUUACAAAAGCUUUGGGCAAUGUUACAUUCUUGAAAAGUUUUGCAGCAGCCCUUGUUCAGUCUAUGGAAAAGAAUUUGAAGUUUCAUUCUCAUGUUGGCAGUCUGAGGCUCCUUAAGUGGUCAUGUCUCCUCUUGAGAAAUAGUCAGUUUGUCUCUGUUUCAAAGAAUGCAUUCUGUAGAGUAGCUGCAGCACAGGCAUCUUUACUCCAUAUUUCUAUGCAAGGAUCAUUUCGCGAGCGAAGGGCUUGCAAGCAAAUGCUUUUCCAUUUAUUUUCUCAGCCGCCGGACUUCUAUAAAAUAUACAUGGAGGAAUUGAAGGAUGCACGGAUUCCGUACAAAGAUAGUCCUGAAUUAAUACUUUUAUUGCUAGAGUACUCUAGCAGAUUGCCUUCUUUGUUUGAGCAAUACAAGCCAAUAUUUCUUGACAUAUACGUUGGAGCAGUUCUAAAUGCCAGAGAAAUUCCUGCAAAAGGGCUUAGUGAAUCUUUUCGUCCACUUUUUGCACUAAUGUCACACGAUGAUCUUCAAAAUGUGGUGGUUCCAUCAUCAGUGAAAAUGUUGAAACGCAAUCCUGAGAUUGGUCUGGAAUCGAUUGUAAUUCUUUUGAAUGCGGUCAACCUUGAUCUGAGCAAGUAUGCAGUUGAAAUUCUUUCGGUAGUAUUUUCACAGGCUCGACAUGCAGAAGAAGGAAGAAGGGUUGGAGCAUUGGCAAUAGUGGGCUGUUUGAGCCAAAAGUCUAGUAAUCCUGAUUCUCUCGAAGCGAUGUUCAAUGCUAUUAAAGCAGUUAUUGGAGGCUCGGAAGGAAGACUUGCAUUUCCUUACCAGAGAAUUGGGGCAAUAAAUGCAUUGCAGGAGCUGUCUAAUGCCCCUGGAGGGAAAUAUCUCAACAGCCUGUCUUGUACUGCAUGUGGUUUCCUUAUAUCUUGCUUCAAGGGUGAAGGAAAUGAAGAAGUAAAACUUGCAAUACUCUCAGCUUUGGCUGUGUGGGCAGCACGAUCUGUUGAAGCUCUUCAAUCAGACGUAGUGUCAUUUAUUGCUUCUUGCCUAAAAGAAAAGGAAACUUUAAGAAGGGGAUGUCUUCGAUGUUUACAUUUAAUAUGCAAGAAUGCUGAUGCAGUUUUACAUAUAACGCCAUUGCUGGGCCCUCUUAUCCAACUUGUAAAAACUGGUUUUACAAAAGCAGUGCAACGUUUGGAUGGCAUAUAUGCAUUGCUUUUAGUUGGGAAGAUUGCAGCUGCGGAUGUCAAAGCAGAGGAGGCUGUGUCAAAGGAGAAGAUUUGGGCUUUGAUAUCUCAAAAUGAACCUUCUCUUGUGCCAGUUCCCAUGGCCUCUAAAUUGUCUACAGAAGAUUGUGUAGCAUGUGUGAAUCUGCUUGAAGUUUUACUGGUGGAACAUUCAGACCGAAUUUUGGAAAACUUUUCAGUCAGAUCACUGUUAUCGGUUAUUCUUUUUCUAAUAUGCCAUCAAAGUUGGGAUGUUCGUAAAAUUGCUUAUGAUGCUACCAGAAAGAUUAUCUUGUCUUCUCCACAAUUGUCUGAACCUCUUUUGCACGAGUUUACAAAUUUUCUUUCGGUUGUUGGAGAGAAAAUUUGUCUUUUGAAGUCAAGUGAUGCAGAUAAUUCAUUGGACACUUUCGUUCCCUUCCUUCCAUCUGUUGAGGUCUUAGUGAAGGCUUUAAUAGUCAUAUCAUCUGCAACUCUUAAUGCUGCCCCAACUGUGUCAACGCAAGUUAUAUUCUGCUCGCAUCAUCCCUACAUAGUUGGCACUGGAAAGAGAGAUGCAGUUUGGAGGAGGCUCCGUAAAGGCUUGCAAACUCUUGGAUGUAAUAUUAUUGACAUUAUUUCUGGUGAUAUUGAGAAUUUAUGCAAGGUUAUCCUCGGACCAAUGGGGUUGAUGAGUUCUAGUCUACUUGAGCAACAAGCAGCAAUCAAUACUUUAUCCACUUUGAUGUCAAUAACUCCCAGCGACACCUAUUUAGAAUUUGAGAAGCACCUGAAAAAUCUUCCUGACCAUCAUUCACAUGAUAUGCUUUCUGAAACUGACAUCCAGAUUUUCCACACUCCUGAGGGAAUGCUUUCAACUGAGCAAGGGGUGUAUAUUGCUGAGUCUUUUGUUGCUAAAAACACAAAACAGGACCAUGCUAGUUCUAAUCAUAAGAGAGAAUCGGGUAGAGAUGCUGCUGGGGUGGGAAGGAGGGACUCUGGGAAAUUGACUAAGAAAGCAGACAAGGGAAAGUCAGCGAAGGAAGAGGCACGUGAGUUGCUGCUUAAAGAGGAAUCUGCUAUACGUGAAAAGGUCCGGGACAUUCAGAAGAAUCUGUCUUUGAUGCUUCGUACUCUUGGGGACAUGGCCAUUGCAAACCCUAUAUUUGCUCACAGCCAAUUGCCGUCACUGGUUAAGUUUGUUGAGCCUCUGUUACGAUCACCUAUUGUAAGUGAUAUGGCCUUUGAAGCAUUGGUAAAGCUUUCAAGAUGUAUUGCCCCUCCUCUAUGUAAUUGGGCCCUUGACGUUGCUUCUGCUUUGCACCUAAUUGUGACUGAGGAAACUCGUAUUCUGUUGGAUCUGAUUCCCUCUGCUGAGGAGGAAUCUAAUGGAAAACCAUCUUUUACUCUUUUUGAGAGAAUUAUAAAUGGCAUAUCUGUCUCGUGUAAAUCUGGAGCUCUACCUGUAGACUCCUUUACUUUUGUCUUUCCGAUUAUUGAGAGGAUUCUGUUUUCAUCGAAGAAGACAGGACUGCAUGAUGAUGUGCUUCGGAUUAUUUAUUUGCACAUGGAUCCAUUAUUGCCUCUUCCUAGGCUUCGCAUGCUAUCAGCUCUUUAUCAUGUUCUUGGUAUUCUUCCUGCUUAUCAAGCGCCCGUUGGAUCAGCUCUGAAUGAGUUGUGUCUUGGUCUACAACCACAUGAAAUAGCAUCUGCAUUAUGUGGUGUGUAUGCCAAAGAUGUCCAUGUUAGGAUGGCCUGCUUAAAUGCCAUCAAAUGCAUUCCAGCUGUUUCUAGUCGUGCUCUUCCUCAGAAUCUUGAUGUUGCAACAAGUUUGUGGAUUGCUUUACAUGAUCCCGAAAAGUCAGUUGCUGAAGCCACAGAGGAUAUAUGGGAUCGCUAUGGGUAUGACUUUGGAACUGAUUAUUCAGGACUUUUUGAUGUCCUGUCUCAUAUUAAUUACAAUGUCCGAUCUGCUGCUGCGGAGGCAUUAGCUGCAGCUUUGGAUGAAAACCCUGAUUCCAUACAGGAAACACUUUCUACGUUGUUUUCUUUGUAUAUUCGGGAUUCUGGUUUCAGCAAGGACAAUGUUGAUUCUGGUUGGCUUGGCAGACAGGGAAUAGCUUUAUCUUUAAAUUCUGCUGCUGAUGUUCUGAGAACAAAAGACCUUCCUGUUGUUAUGACAUUCCUGAUUUCACGCGCACUGGCUGAUCCUAACACAGAUGUUCGUGGAAGAAUGAUUAAUGCUGGUAUCUUGAUUAUUGAUAAGCAUGGCAGAGAUAAUGUUUCCUUGUUAUUUCCAAUAUUUGAGAACUACUUAAACAAAAAGGCAUCUGAUGAAGAGAAAUAUGAUUUGGUGCGCGAGGGUGUAGUUAUUUUUACUGGAGCCUUGGCAAAACAUCUGGCGAAGGAUGAUCCUAAAGUUCAUACUGUUGUGGAGAAGUUAUUGGAUGUCAUAAACACUCCAUCAGAAGCUGUGCAACGUGCGGUCUCAGCAUGCCUUUCGCCAUUGAUGAAAUCGAAGCAAGAUGAUGCGCAGGCCCUUGUUUCGAGGCUUAUGGAUCAACUAAUGAAGAGUGAAAAAUAUGGAGAACGUCGUGGAGCAGCUUUUGGACUUGCUGGAGUAGUUAAGGGAUUUGGAAUCCCUUGCUUGAAGAAGUAUGGAAUUGUUGGUGCACUACAGGAAGCAUUCACUAAUAGGAAUUCUGCAAAAAGUCGUGAGGGAGCUUUAUUGGCUUUUGAAUGCCUCUGUGAAAAGCUUGGAAGACUAUUUGAACCAUAUGUUAUCCAAAUGUUACCACUGCUUUUGGUUUCUUUCUCCGACAAUGUUGUUGCUGUUCGAGAAGCUGCUGAAUGUGCUGCUCGUUCAAUGAUGUCUCAGUUAACUGCACAGGGUGUGAAGCUUGUUCUUCCAUCUCUUUUGAAGGGUCUUGAGGAUAAAGCUUGGCGUACAAAACAAAGUAGUGUGCAACUGCUUGGUGCUAUGGCAUUCUGUGCUCCUCAGCAACUGUCCCAAUGCCUACCAAAGAUUGUGCCAAAACUUACGGAGGUAUUGACGGAUACACAUCCGAAAGUCCAGUCAGCAGGGCAGACGGCCCUUCAGCAGGUUGGGAGUGUUAUUAGAAACCCCGAAAUAUCUUCUCUCGUUCCCACUCUUCUGUUGGGUCUUACAGAUCCCAAUGACCACACAAAAUAUUCUCUUGAUGUUCUCCUACAAACAACUUUUGUCAAUUCUAUUGAUGCUCCUUCGCUUGCGCUAUUGGUUCCAAUAGUACAUAGAGGGCUGAGGGUGAGAAGUGCUGAAACAAAAAAGAAGGCUGCACAAAUAGUUGGAAACAUGUGUUCAUUAGUAACGGAACCAAAGGAUAUGAUCCCUUAUAUCGGGUUGCUUCUUCCUGAAGUGAAAAAGGUCCUUGUGGAUCCAAUUCCAGAAGUUCGGUCAGUUGCAGCAAGGGCCCUUGGAUCGCUUAUUAGAGGAAUGGGAGAGGACAACUUCCCUGAUCUGGUUCCAUGGUUAUUUGACACUCUUAAAUCUGAUAGUAGUAAUGUCGAGCGCUCUGGAGCUGCUCAAGGGUUGAGUGAGGUUCUUGCUGCCCUUGGUACCGAGUACUUUGAGCACGUACUUCCUGAUAUUAUCCGAAACUGUUCUCAUCAAAGAGCUUCUGUACGUGAUGGGUAUCUAACUCUUUUCAAGUAUUUGCCUAGGUCACUGGGUGUUCAGUUUCAAAACUAUUUGCAGCAGGUGCUGCCUGCCAUUUUAGAUGGUCUGGCGGAUGAGAAUGAAUCCGUUCGUGAUGCAGCUCUUGGUGCUGGACAUGUCCUUGUAGAACACUAUGCAACAACGUCUUUACCACUACUCCUUCCAGCUGUAGAGGAUGGUAUUUUUAAUGAUAAUUGGCGUAUUCGACAAAGCUCUGUGGAACUUUUGGGGGAUCUCUUGUUUAAGGUUGCUGGAACCUCUGGAAAAGCUCUACUUGAGGGUGGCAGCGAUGAUGAAGGUGCUAGCACUGAAGCACAGGGGCGUGCGAUUAUUGAGGUUUUAGGAAGGGAUAAACGUAAUGAAGUUCUUGCUGCUUUAUACAUGGUUCGCACAGAUGUCAGCUUAUCCGUACGUCAGGCUGCCUUACAUGUGUGGAAAACUAUAGUUGCAAAUACUCCAAAGACUCUCAAAGAAAUCAUGCCAGUUUUAAUGAAUACUUUAAUUACUUCUCUCGCAUCUUCAUCCUUUGAGAGGCGACAGGUUGCUGGACGUGCAUUGGGUGAACUUGUUCGUAAGCUUGGUGAAAGGGUACUUCCCAUGGUAAUCCCAAUCCUGUCCCGAGGGCUGCAGGAUCCCAAUCCUAGCAGAAGACAAGGAGUAUGUAUUGGCUUGAGUGAAGUGAUGGCAAGUUCUGGAAGGAGUCAAUUGCUGAGCUUCAUGGACGAGCUCAUCCCUACUAUUCGGACUGCCCUUUGUGAUAGCACGUCUGAAGUUCGUGAGUCUGCGGGUGUAGCAUUCAGUACUCUUUACAAGAGUGCUGGAAUGCAAGCAAUAGAUGAAAUAGUGCCGACACUUCUGCAUGCUUUGGAGGACGAUCAAACCUCUGAUACGGCCCUGGAUGGUCUCAAACAAAUCUUAAGUGUCAGGACAACUGCGGUUUUGCCUCACAUUUUGCCUAAGCUGGUUCAUCUACCCCUUUCGGCCUUUAAUGCACAUGCUCUCGGGGCUUUAGCAGAGGUUGCAGGACCUGGUCUAAAUAUCCACCUUGGAACUGUUCUUCCUGCCUUACUCUCUGCAAUGGGUGGAAAUGACAUGAAUGUCCAAAGUUUGGCAAAGGAGGCUGCCGAAACAGUGGUCUUAGUCAUAGAUGAUGAAGGCGUUGAAUCCUUGAUAGCGGAGCUUCUUAAAGGUGUUAGUGAUAGUCAGGCUACGAUUAGACGAAGUUCAUCAUAUCUGAUUGGAUACUUCUUCAAGAACAGCAAAUUAUACUUGGUUGACGAAGCUCCGAACAUGAUAUCUAUGCUUAUUAUUUCACUCAGUGACUCUGAUUCAGCCACCGUCGCGGCUGCUUGGGAAGCCUUAUGUAGGGUUGUUGGUUCAAUUCCUAAAGAAGUACUUCCUUCCUAUAUAAAACUAGUACGCGAUGCUGUAUCUACAUCCAGAGACAAGGAGCGUAGAAAAAAGAAGGGAGGGGCUGUUCUCAUCCCUGGAUUUUGUCUCCCGAAAGCUCUUCAGCCUGUGCUUCCAAUCUUUCUCCAAGGACUGAUGAGUGGUUCUGCUGAAAUGAGAGAGCAAGCCGCAUUGGGUCUUGGGGAGCUAAUUGAAGUAACCAGUGAACAAGCACUUAAGGAGUUUGUCAUUCCAAUUACCGGGCCUCUUAUACGGAUCAUUGGCGAUCGGUUCCCAUGGCAGGUGAAGAAUGCGAUUUUGUCUACACUAAGCAUUAUAAUUAGGAAGGGCAGAAUGGCCCUGAAACCAUUCCUUCCGCAACUUCAGACAACCUUUGUCAAGUGUCUACAAGAUAACACCAGGACUGUUCGUUCAAGUGCUGCCCUUGCCCUUGGAGAGCUCAGUGCACUCAGUACAAGGGUGGACCCUUUAGUUGGUGACCUCCUGUCCAGUUUGCAGGUUUCAGACACGGGGGUUCGGGAGGCCAUUUUGACUGCAUUAAAAGGUGUCCUGAAGCAUGCUGGGAAGAGUGUGAACAAUGCUGUUAGAACUCGUGUCUACCUUAUCUUGAAGGAUUUAAUCUACCAUGACGAUGACAUUGUUCGAAUAUCUGCUGCAAGCAUCUUGGGUAUCAUAUCAGAGUACCUGGAAGAUACUCAGCAGAGUAACUUGCUUCAAGAAGUCUCUAGUUUGGCAUCUUCUCCAAGCUGGGUUGCUAGGCAUGGUGCAGCUCUUACAAUUUCAUCCUUACUCAGGCACAAUGCUUCUGGAGUUACCGUGUUGCCAGACUUCCCGGCUGUUGUACAUUGUCUUAAAUGUGCCCUAAAAGAUGAGAAGUUUCCUCUUCGUGAAACUUCGACCAAGGCAUUAGGGAGGCUUCUGCUUUAUCAAUCUCUGAGUGAUCCUUCUAAAGCCACUACACAUACAGAUAUUCUUUCAAAUAUAGUGGCAGCUCUGCAUGAUGAUUCCAGUGAAGUCAGAAGAAGAGCACUAUCUGUUAUAAAAGCUGUUGCAAAAGUAAAUCCUUCAGUUCUUUUGGCCCACAUAACGAUGGUUGGUCCUGCACUCGCUGAAUGUUUGAAGGAUGGAAGUACACCUGUGAGACUUGCGGCAGAAAGAUGUGCUCUGCACACGUUCCAGUUAGCAAAAGGGACGGAAAAUGUUCAGGCUGCACAAAAAUUUAUAACUGGCUUGGAUGCAAGACGGUUAUCAAAGCUUCCUGAACUGAGUGAUGACAGUGGAGACAGCGAAGACGACUCGACAAGUGGCUGAGUAGUUUUUGGUCCUCGGCUCCUUCAGUUAUUGAUUCUCCAAGAGAUUAUGUUACUGGCAGGUGCGCUGGGCUGAUGUUUUAUUGCCAUGUUUGUUUAUAGGAUACAUGUACACACACUUAGAAAGAGAUGGGGUUGGACAAUGGACACCCAGUUUUUCUCCCCGGGGUGUUCUAAUACCAAUGUACCUUGUCAAUCAUGUACAUGGUACUCAUGUUUGCUCGCUUUCUUUGUUACGACCCUUACAUAUGAGAAAGACCUUCAUCUUGUACUUCAUAGCUUUUGGUCACAGAAAGUACACAUUUUGUGCGAAAAUCGACCAAGCAUAAGCUGUAUUACCUGUAAUACUAGUUUGUCCGAAAAUCCGAGUUGAACUAGGACAUGAUGUUAGUAAAUUAUACGUAUUAUAUAUUUACCAUGUAUGAUGCCGUGCAUAUGUACCCCAAUAACACAAGUUCAGAAGUUGAAGUGUGA
Tripterygium wilfordii is the source of this 8439-nucleotide messenger RNA. Its product is annotated as protein ILITYHIA. The record is from RefSeq and is a predicted model, not a curated record. NCBI's taxonomy places the organism in Eukaryota, Viridiplantae, Streptophyta, Magnoliopsida, Celastrales, Celastraceae. The transcript has 60 exons. Bases 134 to 7966 code for a protein of 2610 amino acids. Gene Ontology annotation, molecular function: protein kinase regulator activity. Gene Ontology annotation, cellular component: cytosol. Gene Ontology annotation, biological process: cellular response to amino acid starvation; regulation of translation.